AUGCCUCCACGGAGCUACGCAACGUCGAUCUCUAGAACGGGCAAUGCAACAGUGUCUCCAGACACCAAGAAGCCCAACUCUUUUUCUAUAAGAGGUUUCCGGAUUACCACACAACAGUUACCGAUUCUUAAGGCUGGUGGGAUUGAAGAAAUGACCAAAAAACUGGGAAUUGCGCCUCCCGAGAUGAUAUUCGGGGAUAAUUAUGUCACGAUCGAACACGAAAAUAGCGGAUGGGGAAUCACCUUUAACGCUUAUGAUGCACUUGAUCGCGUUGAUAAAACAGGCCAGGCAAUGCUCAAAGUUGCAUAUUCGAGAGAGUGGCAAAAAAGCAGGGAAAGAACAUAUGACGGGAUUAAGGAAGUUGUAAAGCCUUUUGACUGGUCAUAUACCACUGAUUAUAAGGGGACGCUUAAUAGCAGCGGUUAUAAAUUCGAAAUGACAACGGAACCAAUACCUAUCGAACUCCUGAAACGACCAGAUCCCAUUCUUUUCUUUGAUAAUGUUAUUCUAUAUGAAGAUGAACUUGCCGAUAAUGGCGUCUCUAUGUUAUCAUGCAAGGUUCGCGUUAUGCCUGCAAGGAUGCUACUUCUUUCAAGAUUUUUCAUGAGACUGGAUAAUGUCCUCUUUCGACUUCGAGAUACUAGGAUAUACAUUGAUUUUGAAAGUCGGCAAGUGACGAGAGAAUAUCAAUCUAAAGAAUGUGACUAUGGAACAGUUCGACAGACUCUGGCACAUGCAGGCGAUAUACAGGCCAUUAUGAGAGACCCGAAUCAUCUUGCGGAUAUCCUUCCCCUUGUGGAUAAAAAAUUAGAACGAGUGGUUCUUCCUGAAUAG
Molecule: messenger RNA, 834 nt
Organism: Monascus purpureus
Lineage: Eukaryota; Fungi; Ascomycota; Eurotiomycetes; Eurotiales; Aspergillaceae
Source: the annotation of a GenBank genome assembly